CUGUUCGGUUUAAUCCCGGUUUGUGCUUCCGAACGCAUCGCGCGCCGGCUCGCUCGCUCUGAUAGAAAGAGAUGUUGAUACUGCCAUCUCUUCUUUCGUCCGCAUUUUGCCAAUAAUUUCAUUUCAUUGAGACUUCUCACUUCAGUCAACUUCCGACUUCUGUUGUUCGUGGUGGUAUAUACAGCUCUCGGUGGAUUUAAAAUCCAGUAAAUUUUUAAUUUUGCGUUACUAAAAUAACAAUAACAAAACCUAGCCAUGGCUGAAACGGAGAUGAUAUCUAAUAGUGAAAAUAAUGAGCAAUUUUUUGAAGGUGUCGAAAAACUUAUAGAAAUAUGGUUUACGCCGGCUAAAAAUGCGGAUUUGAGAAAAAUCACACGUCAACAAUGGGAGAGUGUUCUCAAGAUCGUGCGCUGUGAGAUCAUCUCUUUCACGCAGAGCGAGCAAGUCGACGCUUACGUGCUCAGCGAGAGCAGCAUGUUCGUGUCGCGGCGCCGUUGGAUCCUGAAGACUUGCGGCACGACGACACCACUGCGGUGCGUGCGUGCGGUGUUGUCGCUGGCGCGAGACGUGGCCGGCCACGCGCGCGUGCACAACGUCUUCUACUCGAGGCGGGAAUUCGCGCGCCCUGCCGCACAGUUGCAGCCCCAUGAUAAUUUCGAUUCAGAGGUGAAACUUCUGGACUCGUUCUUCGGUGACGGACGCGCCUAUAUAAUGGGCCCGGAGAAGGACUGCUGGUAUCUAUACACACUUCUGCCACUUGCAGGCACAGUGGACGCCCUCGAGAAAGAACAACGUGACGCAGGCAGCGGAUGCGGCGCAUCCGAGCCGGAUCAGACCAUCGAGAUCCUCAUGUCGGACCUGGAUCCAGCUGUUAUGGACAUAUUCACAAGAGCAUACUCAGCUGAUGCAGCACAAGCAACUAAAGAGUCCGGCAUAGACAAGAUAAUCCCAGGAAUGGUCAUAGACGAUUUCCUGUUCGACCCGUGCGGCUACUCUAUGAACGGGGUCGCUAAAGAUGGCUGCUACAUGACGAUUCACAUAACUCCGGAGCGUUCGUGUUCGUACGUAUCGUUCGAGUCCAACGUGCCGGUGUCCAGCUACGACGAGGUGAUUGCGCGUGUGCUCGAGGCAUUCCGCCCGGCUAAGUUUGUGCUCACAGUCUUCGCCACGCCGGACUCCCCGGCGGCGGAGACGCCCCGGCAGCUGAAGAAGUUCUCGUCGCUGGGCGCGUACGAGCAGAAGGACGCGCAGUACUGUCAGUUCUCCGGCUACGAGCUGCACUACGCGCUGUACGCGAAGUUCCCGAGCUGAGAGCGCGUGGUGGCCCGCGCCGGCCGGCCCGCGGCGCGGUGCGCGGCGCGGCGGCCCGCCCGCGACCUCGACCAGAUCUUGUGCACGGCGGGCGCGUGCGUGGCGCUGGGCUCGCUGCUGCGGCGCGCGGCGCGCGUGGCGUGCGCGUGGCCGCGCGUGCGCCGCGCGUGCCCGCUGCCCGCCCGCGCGCCCCACCCCGCCGCGAGCCCUGCAGAGGGCACGUGACGAGUCUCCACCCGCGGUGCCCCGUAGACUAUAUUUUCUACUGUAAAUUUUUCUAUGUCCGACCCCGGUCGUGACGCGUGUACAAAUUAAACUUAACCGUUAGUAAACGAACGAAUUAGACCAGGGUGCCGCGAAUUGUGAUGUAACUGUUCCAUUCCAUUACGAGUGAUCCUUAAUGAUAUUGUAUAGUAUAAUAGGUGAUAGACGAUUCGUCGUGUUGUAUUGAAACAAAAAAUAUUUCCAAUGAACUUUAUGAAGAUGAAAAAAUUAUCUAUUGUAAUUAGAAGCCUAUAUGACGGAUUUUCUAGUAGGCGUCUAUAAUAUGUGAUGAACUUAGCGCACGAAUGUAUAGAGUAAAACUAUCCAUUGUAUAAUAGAGAGUAGCGCGUGUAGUGAGAUCUAGUCAGGCGGAGGGCGGCUCGGCCGGCGCGCGGCCGCCGCGACCAGCGCGGGGCAUGUUUUGAUUGUCAGAGAUUUUAAAAAUCAAAUAAAGAUUUUGUCUCAUU
This is a messenger RNA of Manduca sexta (tobacco hornworm), 2042 nucleotides long. RefSeq names its product S-adenosylmethionine decarboxylase proenzyme (gene SamDC). The record is from RefSeq and is a predicted model, not a curated record. The coding region runs from base 256 to 1311 and encodes 351 amino acids. Gene Ontology annotation, biological process: spermine biosynthetic process; spermidine biosynthetic process. Lineage: Eukaryota; Metazoa; Arthropoda; Insecta; Lepidoptera; Sphingidae. Gene Ontology annotation, cellular component: cytosol. Gene Ontology annotation, molecular function: adenosylmethionine decarboxylase activity. The transcript has 8 exons.